UGUCCCUUCUAUCGGAUAUUGUAAUCCUUUCUCGUUUUUUUCUUUCAUGUUGUACAUUUGUUGAUCUCGAUAUCUAGUUUUUCGUUUUUAUUUUAUUUUUCCUUUUUUUUUUGCGGAUGUUGCUUGAAGCCGAAGCCGCCGAGCUCCGUGUUGGAGACCGCAACACCGAGCGGAAUGACGCGCGCCUUGUUCCAAGUGCUCACGGCUCUGCUGGCGUGCGCGCUGGAAAUACAUCAGCUCAGGGUAAUAGCAGCAAAGGAGAACGAAAGGCGUGGACCUUCACUGACAAUGUCGCCAUCUGACUUCCUGGACAAACUGAUGGGGAGGACGUCAGGCUACGACGCAAGGAUAAGACCGAACUUCAAAGGUCCCCCCGUAAACGUCACCUGCAACAUUUUCAUCAACAGCUUCGGCUCUAUCACAGAGACCACCAUGGACUACAGAGUGAACAUCUUCCUGCGUCAGAAGUGGAACGACCCACGCCUGUCCUACAGCGAGUACCCAGACUCCUCGCUGGAUUUGGACCCGUCCAUGUUGGACUCCAUUUGGAAACCCGACUUGUUCUUCGCCAACGAAAAAGGCGCCAAUUUCCAUGACGUCACCACUGAGAACAAGCUGCUGAGGAUCUUCAAGGAUGGAACCGUUCUUUACAGCAUCAGGUUGACUUUAAUUCUGUCCUGUCCAAUGGAUUUGAAAAAUUUCCCAAUGGAUGUUCAGACGUGCAUCAUGCAGCUGGAGAGCUUUGGCUACACAAUGAACGAUCUGAUCUUCGAGUGGUUGGAGACGGGGCCGGUGCAAGUCGCCGAGGGUCUGACGCUGCCUCAGUUCAUCAUGAGGGAGGAAAAAGAGCUCGGCUACUGCACGAAACACUACAACACCGGGAAGUUCACCUGCAUUGAAGUGAAGUUCCAGCUUGAGAGGCAGAUGGGUUACUACCUGAUCCAGAUGUACAUCCCCAGUCUGCUCAUCGUCAUCCUGUCCUGGGUGUCCUUCUGGAUCAACAUGGACGCCGCUCCGGCUCGAGUGGCCCUCGGCAUCACCACCGUUCUCACCAUGACCACUCAGAGCUCCGGCUCCAGAGCAUCACUGCCAAAGGUGUCGUAUGUGAAGGCUAUAGACAUCUGGAUGGCGGUUUGUUUGCUGUUUGUCUUUGCUGCCUUGUUGGAGUACGCUGGAGUGAAUUUUGUCUCGAGGCAACAGAAGGAGUUUCUCCGUCUCAAACGCAGACAGAGACGAAACAUCAAGGAUGAGGAGCUAAGAGAAGGACGUUUCCAUUUCUCCGGCUAUGGUAUAGCUCCAUGUAUAAAGGAUGGCAUGGCGGUGAAAAGCGACAGCGGCGUGCAGCAGACUUCAGUGGAGAACAAUAAGAGGAAGUUUGUGGACAGAGCAAAGAGAAUCGACACCAUCUCAAGAGCAGCUUUUCCUUUGGCCUUUCUCAUUUUUAACAUCUUCUACUGGAUCACGUACAAAAUAAUCAGACACGAAAACACCGCCAAAGUGUAGCAGCUAGGAGAGGAGGCAUUGUAGCAUCGUGAUGUCCAGUAAAAACAGCAACGAAGGUGCAGAAGCUGCUUGUUGAUUUCAAUCAGGGAUUAAAAGCAUGGCCAGGGUUUAUAGAAGGUUGGUGAACACUCUGUAAGCCAAAGCCAGGAAAUGAGCUCAGUCUGUAAUGAAGAGUGAGAACAUUAGCUUUAAUUACAAGGAUUUACAUCUAUAUUGGGUGAACUGUACAGGAAAUAUUAUUUAUUUUAAAAGAGCACAAGUAAAAGACUCAAAGACUGAAUAGUGAUAAUAUGACAAUGUCUAUCAAAUACAACCAAACUACUUUUACUAGCAGUGGAAUGAGCAGGCGUCAUCUUUUGUAUGUCAGUCCCAGUUAAAGAGGUGUGACCUUUGUGUGUGUGUGCGUCAGUCUCAGAAUAGGAAAGAAAUGAUGGCCAAUCUGAAGCCCAGAGAAGGAGGCGUGGCCUGUGUGAGUGCCAGUUAAUCCCAGAGAAGAGACCAAGGCCUUUUCAUUUGACAAUCCCAGUGAAGGAGGUGUGGCCUAUGCGCUUUAGUCCCAGUGAAGGAGGUGUGGCCUAUGCGUUUUAGUCCCAGUGAAGGGGGUGUGGCCUAUGCGCUUUAGUCCCAGUGAAGGGGGUGUGGCCUAUGAAGUAGGCAUUGCCUUUGUGUCUGUCAGUCUUAAAGAAGUAGGUGUGGCCUUGAUACCUCUAUACAAUAUAUUGCACUGCUAAGCAUACACACACAUACACACACACACACACACCCUCACACACACACACCCACACUCAUUGUAUGCAGUGAGUUCAUAUAGCUAGUGCUAUUUAUUUAGUUUGUUUGUCAGACUUCCUAGACAAAAUCCUAGACAAUUCUACAUUUUGGCCUCAAACCCACUGUAGUUACAGUGAACUCUCCGUCUCUUAUCCACACUCUCUGGCUGAAUCCAGGCUGCUUAUGGUUAAAAUUCUUUAGACACCCUUCAAAAUUUUUCUUUCCCUGACUUCCUUCAUCUGCUGUAGAGUUCAAAAAUGUCUCCCAAACUCCCUGUGAAUGAUCAAUAUUUUGUAAAGAAAACCAGUGUCCUGAUCUCCAUUGACCAGUGAAGGCAUGACUGAUACUGCAGUCUUAAACAGGACACAACCCUCAGUGCUCUAGUGCUUAGGAGCAGCAGAAUACAUGCUCUUCAUUACUUAUACACAUCAGAUGAGGUUUCUAGGUUAAGUUCCACUUAUCUAUUUGGCAGAUGUGCUUAUCGAACUUUCUGUACAACUGAAGCAUUGAGGCGAGGGGAAUGGAGUCUUCCUCAAAGACUUCAAAGGAUUUGAGAUCACAGUCUUCUGGUUGCUCACUUUCCUUCCAUCCAGAGAAAAGCAAAGGCAAAAAAAGGGAUGAGGAAGACCUUCAUUCACAUCAACCAUUUGAUGAUUCAUUUUGCAAAUUUGUCCUAAAACAAGCAGUAAGCCAUAACCACAGCCCUUUGAACCAAAACAUUACAGAAGUGAACAGUUAGUGAACUAGACAGUUCCUGAAGGAAUUGCUGUUUCUUCACUACAAGAACCAUCAGCGUUCCCUUACGCUAGUCAGCAUGAUCUAGGAUACGUUUGGACAGGAUUAGUUUUACAUGCAGUAAGGUGUGGUAACGUUAUUGCUUGAUUAUCUCUGGGAAUAAGCUGUAGAUUAUAAUUUUUAUGGACUGUGUGUACACAUUUGGAAAUAUUACGUAUAGCUUACAUUUACAGGUCAUUCUGUGAAGUUUGCAUUGAAGCCAUCAGAGUUCAGGAACACAGGGUUUUUUUCCCUACCCGUGGCAUCAGUAAUUCUAACUCAUCUAUUUUAUUAUCUGCCUCCUAUUGAUUAAUUCUGGAUAAUAAGUUUUAUAUACAAUUACAUCUUAUUCCUUCUCCUGAUCUAAAGACACACCACUGGGCAAGGACUGUCUAAAUUCUUUUGUUCCCCUUCUAACAUAUAAACUGUCUACCGAAUAUAAAUGUGAAUACCCUUGAAAUUUCGAGUCAUUAAAGCUGUCCCAAUGCCUAUUGGCAGCCAGGUUACAGGCCAAAUUCAACACUGCCAGAGUAUUUGUAUUAACCACAAAAACAUGUAAGUAUUCUACUGGUUUUUAUGAGAUUUAAUAUAAAAUGAAGAUUAUCCAGUUUUUCUAAAAUAGACUUUGGACAAGUUUGUACAGAAUUCAGUCACAGUUCCUAGACAUUGGCCAGGUCCUCUGAGAGUGUGAUACCGCUAGGCCUUAGACCUCACAUG
Messenger RNA from Tachysurus vachellii, 3762 nucleotides. It is a transcript of the gene glra2, whose product is annotated as glycine receptor, alpha 2. Bases 175 to 1503 code for a protein of 442 amino acids. NCBI's taxonomy places the organism in Eukaryota, Metazoa, Chordata, Actinopteri, Siluriformes, Bagridae. Gene Ontology annotation, cellular component: neuron projection; plasma membrane; synapse. Gene Ontology annotation, molecular function: glycine binding; transmembrane signaling receptor activity; transmitter-gated monoatomic ion channel activity. The record is from RefSeq and is a predicted model, not a curated record. The transcript is spliced from 9 exons. Gene Ontology annotation, biological process: nervous system process; regulation of membrane potential; signal transduction.